This is a messenger RNA of Chaetomium strumarium, 920 nucleotides long. RefSeq names its product class II aldolase and Adducin N-terminal domain-containing protein. NCBI's taxonomy places the organism in Eukaryota, Fungi, Ascomycota, Sordariomycetes, Sordariales, Chaetomiaceae. Gene Ontology annotation, cellular component: cytosol. Bases 87 to 920 code for a protein of 277 amino acids. Gene Ontology annotation, biological process: pentose catabolic process. Gene Ontology annotation, molecular function: aldehyde-lyase activity. The record is from RefSeq and is a predicted model, not a curated record. The transcript is spliced from 2 exons.
AGCAAACUGCAUCUAACCAACUUGCUUAUGAAGCAAAGACAUUCCUAAAACAGUCUAUUUCUUACGCUAAUUAUCGAGAUAAAAGCAUGGAUUCGCCGAAGCUUACAGAAUUGCUCGCAACCUACGUCCACGCAGUCCACAUUCUCCAUCACCAUGGCGUACUCGACGGAUUCGGCCAUCUCUCGGUGCGGAACCCCGAAGAUCCGGCAACCUUCUUCAUGAUGUAUCAGAAGGCACCGGUCCUGGUCUCGGGGCUGGACGACAUCGGCUUGUACUAUGUCUCCGAUGCCGAUUCUGUCCUCGAGAACACCCGUGCGCCGCCGGUGGAGCGUUUCAUCCACAGCGAGAUUUACAAGCGGUUUCCCGACGUCAACGUGGUGUUGCACGGCCACCCGGAGGAGCUGAUCCCGUACAGCAACAGCGACCUGUCGUUGCGCGUUGCCGUCUACAUGGCAGGCUUCUUGGGGCACAGAGUCUCCAAAUUCGACAUCACCAAGUACUACCUCCCGGAUGACCCACAAGACUUCCUGGUGCGGAACCAGCGCCUGGGCGAGGGCCUCGCCAAAACGUUCGAUGCCAACGGGUACCUUGUUGACAGCGAAAGGAGACACAACCUGGUUCUGAUGCGCAACCACGGCUUCACCUCCAUUGCAGCCGACAUCAAGACGGCCACGUACCAAGGGAUUUAUGCCCUAGUCAACGCCAGGGCUCAGUCGGAGACGAUCAAGGUCCGGCAAGCCUACGGUGGUGCGGAGUUGACAUUAGCCACCAAAAUUACCUACCUUAAUCCUCAGCAAAUUGCUGAGAGCUGGCAGGCGGAGAGGGAGCUCGUGGAGAUACCUUGGGCGGGAUGGCUGAGGGAGGUCAAGGUCAACCCGUUGUACGUGAAUCGGUUGGAUCCGGAUCGUGGAGCUGACUAG